Molecule: messenger RNA, 1302 nt
Organism: Penicillium argentinense
Lineage: Eukaryota; Fungi; Ascomycota; Eurotiomycetes; Eurotiales; Aspergillaceae
Product: C2H2-type zinc finger protein
Exons: 4
Coding region: 1-1302 (433 amino acids)
Biological process (GO): regulation of transcription by RNA polymerase II
Cellular component (GO): nucleus
Molecular function (GO): DNA-binding transcription factor activity, RNA polymerase II-specific; RNA polymerase II cis-regulatory region sequence-specific DNA binding
Source: RefSeq, a predicted model, not a curated record
AUGGAAACCGCCGAGCCGGUCUCCUAUGAAUUCCCUGGCCAUGCCGUGGGCGCAUUUGCCCAUCGGCGAACUAUGGACGCGCCCUUGUACCCAUACUAUUCGCACCCGACCACGGCCUCAUACUCAGGGCUGCCGUACCAGACCCCCACAUCAGCCCCGUAUGGUCUCGGGUCCUUGAGCCAGCAGUCUCAUCCAUACCAAUACUUUGUUGGGAGCCAGCCGCCGCUCACUUCUUCGACGCGUCUGACGACGGAGCAACCGCCGUCAUUGCCGGAGAUCCGCCCGGCCAAAAAUGCCAUCAGCCAGGUGGCCAAGACGCCAGAUCACAGUCUGCCCUCGCCCGUCGCAGGCUUUCAGAAGGGGAACUAUGGCUCUCAAGAAAAGAAGGAGGGACCUGGCGUCGAUUUCUCGACCGAUGUCGACGUGCUGAUGAAGGCCAUCCAGGCGAAACCGCCAGGGUCCGGGUCAUCGCCCAUCCCGCAGCAUUCGUUGCCGCCUCUCCAGCACGUCGCCCCGCCAGGAUAUUCUAAUUAUGUCAUGUCGCCACCGCAGUGUCUUCUCAACGACGAAGGACAGGUGUCCCGGUCUGGAAAGAAGAAAAAGUAUACCUGCCAAUUACCCAACUGCGGCAAGAGCUUUGCCCAGAAGACCCAUUUGGAUAUCCAUACCCGAGCGCAUACAGGCGAUAAACCAUUUGUCUGCCAUGAGCCGUCCUGCGGGCAGCGUUUCUCGCAGCUAGGCAACCUCAAAACACAUCAGCGUCGUCACACAGGCGAGAAACCGUAUGCUUGUGAAAUCUGCCAUAAGCGGUUCGCCCAACGUGGCAACGUGCGCGCCCACAAGACCACCCACCUUCAACGGAAACCUUUCACCUGUCUAUUAGAUGAUUGUGGCAAGAACUUUACACAAUUAGGCAACCUCAAGUCCCACCAAAAUAAAUUCCACACACCAACCCUCCGAACGCUGACUCUUCGCUUCUCCCAAAUCAACGAGUCUGGGCCCUCGAAUCCUCAAGACAGAGAACUCUGGGAAUAUUUCGCUGCAUUAUACAAAAACAGCAAUAAGGGAAUCAAAGGCCGCGGCAAAGACCGUCGCAUCAGCACCACGAAACGGCUCGGCAGCAAUGUCGACCACCACCACAUGAACAUAAAACGUCUUUCAUCAAUGGAGUCGGAUGAAGACGGGCUUCAGCCCCAUACACGCCGCGGGAGCUAUGAGGAUAAUAUGUCAAUUUAUACGCGUGGGUCGAGUAGUGAUGUGGAUGAAUCGGGUCCCUAUUUCAUGGACCGACGAGCUCCGUAA